Oryzias latipes (Japanese medaka) is the source of this 3505-nucleotide messenger RNA. RefSeq lists its product as uncharacterized. Lineage: Eukaryota; Metazoa; Chordata; Actinopteri; Beloniformes; Adrianichthyidae. Gene Ontology annotation, biological process: negative regulation of canonical Wnt signaling pathway. The record is from RefSeq and is a predicted model, not a curated record. Gene Ontology annotation, cellular component: cytoplasm.
CAGAGCUCCCCCUACUGGCUCAUCGUGUUACUGCAGGGCAGAAGGAGGUCCCAAAGCGCAGAACUCCGUUAAGCUACUUCUGCUGCAGUCAACUUUUUUCUGGAGUAGAAGUAAACAUCUUACAGAUUCUCAGCCCAAACCUUUUGGUUUUUCCUCUUUUAAAAUAGGAGAACAGGAACUGGGAUGUCUUUUGUGGAGCUCCCAGGCGCUCUGGGAGUCGUGUAUGCGCCGUUCCCUCUGCCGGCAGCAGCAGAGCGCAGUCGGAAUAAAGAGCGCCUGGAGGCCAGCCUGUCUGGUCUGUAUGAGCUGGAGCUUCUCAAACAGAGGCAGGAGAGUCUGGUCCUCGGAGCUCUGCUCCUUGGGGACUCCCCUCUGUCAGGACGACCAGACGCACCAAAUGGCAUCGCGGGGGGCCAUGCACGCCAAAUAAGCCGUUUUCAGCUCAGUCAUGUGGACUCCAGGUCAUCUUUAGAGGAGCACGUAGCAGAACUGAAGAUCAAAACUGAGGUCAAGUCGGUCAAUUCGGAUGAAGAGGAGGACAGGCCACUCACUUCAGGUGAACCAGACACAUGUCCUGAACCAGAUCACCACCUCGUCAUCCCGUGUUCUCUCCCAAACCCGCAGAAAAGCCGGAUGACAAAGAGGGAAAAAAUACUUCUUUCAGAGCCAGCAAGACAACCCAUUGUUUCUGAGGAUACGAUACAAGAAGCCAGUCACCAGAGUUAUGAGCAACCCCCAAAAACAGAGACCCUUGGGCUUAUCCAGAGCCAGGCUCUUCCCUUGAGGUCCUCUAAGCCCCGCACCAGCCUGACAAAUGAAGCUAGAGUUGUCAGUGUGUUAACACAAGUUAGCUCGUCCUGCAAAGAUGAGCAGCUGUCAUCAAGAAAAGUUUCCCUGAAAGAGACAUCUCAGUGCUCAGAGAGAGUGUUUCUGCAGGGUCAAGGUCAGGCCCACCAUCAAAGGAUGGGAUGUUCCGAAGAUGCAACCGAUCACCAGCUAAAUGUCCUGCAUCAGCUGGGGUUUUGUCAUAAGCCUAGACAAGCUUCGAUUAUAAACACCUUGAAAUCUGUCUCACUGGACCAUCCACACAGCAGAGUAGCACACACACACCAGCACUCAAGCAAGACAGAUUCACCCCAGCAUUUCAAGGACUAUCCAUCCCCUUCAGCUCUGACGGGAGUUCAUGAGAGAUCUUCUCUGGAGGAACAGCUGGUCAGUGCAGAAUAUGUUCCAGCUCAUCCCUGUCAGAAUUCCUCCCGAGCACACCAUGUCCCGAGCCUUCACAAGGAUACAGAGGGGUCCAAAACCAACCAAAGUGCCCAUUCCUUAGACCCAUGUUUCCAUCAGGAACAGCAGUCUGUCCCGUCACACAUCCAACACUCCAAGUCCAAUGUGAGCCCAAAGAAAUGCCGAUCAAUUGAAGACAGAAGUACUUUUACCAAGAAAGUAGUCAAGAAAGCAUACAGAUCUCAGGUACAGUGCAACCUUCCAAGAGUCUCUGAUCGCAAGUGCAGCUCCGUGGAGAAAGACGGUGGACGAAGUGGAAGCUUUGGAAAGGGAAGCCGCAGCUCUCAAUCCAGGAUCAAGAGACAGCAGCAGAGCGACAACGGCCACAACCGCUGCCAGUCUAUCCAGGAGCUCAGCCAAGACGGGGUUGAUCACGCCACCAUGCCACCACCCACGCAAAAGUCUGUACCGUCAAACCAUUUUGCAAGGCGCGUACGAAAACCCCGCCCUACUCAUUCUUCUGUUACGCACUACCAGUACUCCUACCAUCAUCAGGCUGUGGAGAGUCGGUUUGAGAAGGACAAAAGGUUGUGUCAGGACGAUUUUCAAGCAGGUCAGGGCGAGUCUGAGUCCACAGCCAGUGAGCCAGACCCAACAGAUUCCAGCUCCUUAUCAAGUGACUCAGAUGAGAGUGGGGGCUUGGUUUGGCAGUUUUCCCCCCAACUCUCCCCCCCGCUGCCUCCUGCUUCCUCCCUUGGAGCACCUCUGCAACCCAAAGCAUUUGUCAAAAUAAAAGCCUCCCACGCUCUGAAGAAGAAGAUCUUGCGCUUCCGCACUGGUUCACUCAAAGUAAUGACCACUGUAUGAAGAUCACAUCUACUAUAGCUUAUUAGUUGGUUGUUUGGGGUUAGUCUUAGCGAAUAGGGCAUCAAAGGACCAAUGUAUCAAUGUUUGUGUUUCAAAAAACAGUUACACUCUCCAAUUCCUAAUAAUGUUGAAGUUGGAUUAAUUUUUCAUACACAACUUUCCAAUUAUUGCAUCAUAUGUAUCAGCAAAAACUCUUUUAAGUCCAAAAUAUUUCAAUGUUAUCGUGUGGUUUACUUAUUCAAAUUAAGAUUUUUUUUAAGUUUUUCAAUUAAAAAAAACUAAUUACGUUAACCUUCCUCACCUUUUGAGAGAAGAUGACAUAUAUUUGUGCAUGUUACUCAAUCUGAAAAGGAUUGUUUUCUCUUAACUAGGAGGUGACAGAGAUGGAAGUAAAACUUCUUCACCUUUAAUUAACCGAUUUCAGUUUGUUUAGAUAGUCCUGAUUCAAAUUCAAAUCAGUUUAAAUAAGAGUAAUGUGUUUUAGUCUAAAUAUAUCCUAUAGGGCUACAUUUUUAGAAGUGCAUUUCACUAAUGGCAACAAACAAAAUGUCCAUGUUUACAUGAAAGGAUUUCUGCUGUAAUUCCCUGUGUUGAUUAUGAUUAUGAGAAGCAGUGGGAUUAGUGCUAUAAUGGUCUGAAGAUUGGUCUUAACGGAAUGAUCCUAUUUUCCAAAAUAAAAAGGAAGUUAGCUCGUGCUCUAUCUUUUAUCCAUGGCCAUAGUUCCUAGAGAACUUAAAAGACCCACUCCAAUCAUUUUUCGAUCCACUGUAAAAGUGUUCCCAUUGGUCUUUUAGUUACGAUUGUGUCGUUUUUAGCCUAAAGAAAAUAAAAAAAAAAUCUGUGAUGCUUCCUAGGAUGCAGUCUCUGCAGAGCGGCAAUAGUUCAACAUAAAUUUCUUUCAGAGUUGUGGUCAGGACCUGUUGGUGCAGAGAAACUCCACCCCCCCUUCCCCUCUCCAUUGCUGAGAGCUCUCUGUUUGAGCAGGGAACCCGCCUGUGGUCCACCCAGUGUAUUUUUUACGUCCCAAAUACAAUCUUUUUCAAACAACAUUUUUUUGGUCUACUUCUAAUUUACAACAAUUACAAAGAAAUACUCAGAAAUAUAAUUUGCUUGAAUUGUUCACGUGAAUUGUUUUGUGUUUAUUAUGCUCUUUGAGCUGAAUUUUCUUUACAUAUGUCCUCCAUCAUCAGACAAAUGCCCCAAAAACAUGUUAAAAACCCCAUUUUCAUGAAGAUUAAACUACAAAUAAAGAGACGUUUACAACCAUAAUGUUAGUGAGAGUAUACAAGCACAUAAUAUUUAUAAAGUGUAACUUUUUUUUAACCUAAGCCUCGUACUUCCUGUUUUUAAAGCCAUUUCUAUUGUUUCUUCAGUGAUUAUUUGAAAAGACUAUCUUUUUGAAAAAAAAAAA